CCGGUUUGCCUCAUACCAAAGUUUAGAAAGAGUGAGAGGACAGCUUCAGGGUGGCUGUCUUAGACGGAAAGACCAGCAGACAGGGGGGGAGGCAUCUUUAUUGAUUUUCUUUUUGCUCCCCAUCAUUCCUGGUUUUUAUAAGCUUAUUUUUCUCUUCAGUGGAUUACGUGGAUCUAAAUCCCUGGAAAUAACUGGGAUACUGUUUCUUUGCUGAAAGCUAUGGUGGCGUACGAUGAAGGGGGUAUCUUGGUGCCUAUCAAACGGACUCUGCAAGUGAUAGAUCACCAGAACCAAGCCAACAAAGAGUCAGAGGAACCCAGCAACAAACGUGUCCGUCCUCUCGGCAGGGUGACGUCGUUAGCCAACCUUAUCUCUCCGGUGAAGAAUGGGGCCGUCCGGCGCUUCGGCCAAACUAUCCAGGCCUCUUUCCGAGGCGAUGGCAAGUCGCCUGGCGCCCCCCAGAAGCCUUGCGGCAAAGUACCGGCCCCAACUCCACCCAAAAGGAGAAACAGCAUACUCUGGUCGGAAACGCUGGACAUUCACCAGAAGGGAACCUUCUCUACUAAGGAGAUCAAGCGACAAGAGGCCAUAUUUGAGCUGUCUCGUGGAGAACAGGACUUGAUCGAGGACCUCCAGCUCGCACGCAAGGCAUACCAUGACCCCAUGCUGAAACUCUCCAUCAUGUCUGAGGUUGAGCUCACACACAUCUUUGGCAAUCUGGAUGCCUACAUCCCACUGCAUGAAGAACUGCUGGCUCAGCUCUCCAAAGCCACCAGGCCAGACGGGACCGUGGGCCAGAUCGGACAAAUUGUCAUAAACUGGCUGCCGAGGCUUGAUGCUUACAAGAACUACUGCAGCAAUCAGCUGGCAGCCAAGGCGCUGCUGGACCAGAAGAAGCAGGACCCGCGGGUGCAGGACUUCCUGCAGCGCUGCCUCGAGUCCCCCUUCAGCCGCAAGCUGGAUCUCUGGAGCUUCCUGGACAUCCCACGCUCACGGCUUGUCAAGUAUCCCUUGCUGCUCAAGGAGAUCCUGAGACACACACCAGUGGACCACCCAGACAAAGGCAGCCUGGAGGAAGCGAUCACCAUCAUCCAUGGUGUUCUGUCUGACAUCAAUGUGAAGAAAGGAGAGUCUGAGUGCCAGUACUACAUCGAGAAGCUGGAGUACCUGGAAGAGAGGCAGAAGGACCCGCUCAUGGAGCAGUGCAGGAGCCUGCUGUGCCACGGGGAGCUGCGAAAUAAGAGCGGCACGAAGCUGCACGUGUUCCUGUUCACAGAGUUGCUCGUUCUGACCCGCCCUGUCACGCGAAAUGAGCGCCAGUGUUUCCAAGUGUACCGGCAGCCAAUCCCAGUGCAUGAUCUGGUGCUGGAGGACCUGCAGGAUGGAGAUGUCCGAAUGGGCGGCUCAUUCAGAGGCGCUUUCAGUAACGCAGACAAAGCUAAGAACAUUUUCCGAGUGCGUUCUCAAGACCCAAGCCAUUCUCAGUCCCACACGCUGCAGGUCAACGACAUCUUCCAAAAGCAGCAGUGGCUCAACUGCCUCCGCAGUGCCAUCUCCGUCCACCGUCCCUUCAGCGAGCCCUCCAGCCCCAGCCUCCCCCCGACCGAUGCCUGCCACAAGCGCCGCCCCUCCUCUGCCUCAGCCGUCAUCCACCUGGAGGAGCCGGACGAGAACUGCCUGCAGCCUGCAACCUCCCGGUCUGCUCCCAGCUCGCCCUGUAGCAGCAGCACCCCCAGCCCCACAUCAGCGUCCCCUUCAUCCCGCUCUUCAUCAUCAUCCCUACUCUCCAUGUCACACAAAAGCAAAAAAGACAAAAAAUUGAUUUGUUCUUUAGGAAAGAGAAAAGAGACAAUGGUAUGAGGGGAAUGGGGUUAGAAGCAGGACUCCUGAUGGACUUUGCGGAUUCCCUGACCUAAAACCGAACAGAGCAAAAAGGGACUUUUAUUUAUGUGUCUGCGUGCGUGCACAUGAUCACAACAGUGUUUUGUGUUACUGUCCUCCUCGGCAGCUAUUUUUUUUUACACCCUCCAUGAAAAGUGCAUCUAACAGAGACUUGAUCCUGGGGAAAUGCACAGCUUUGUCUGGCACACAAAGGGACAGAUGGCCAGAAAUCAACCAGGUUUAAUGCAAAUCUAUUGAUUUGGUGAAGAAAGGGGUGGUGCACCAUAUCCUGUUUACUAGCCAUGUGAUAUUUAAGCGCUAUUUUAAACCUGUUUUGGGCUAAAGAAAGUUUUACAUUUUUAUAAUCAAAAAUGUAUUGUAGGUUUUUUAGGUUUAUAUAAAGCAGCACUUUUUAACCUGUAGUGCAGAUUUUUUUUUAAGUUUUUGAGUGUGUUUAGGAAAAGAAAGAAAGGAAGUGAAUUUCUUGCAUCAGAAGAUGUCUUAUUUUGAUGACAUUCCUAAAAGAAGAUCUUUGGGACCUCGGACAUUCUUCACAGGCAUUAUAUCAAACAAAGGAUCAGCUUCUCAAGUGGAAGCACAGCAAUAACUAUCAGAUGUUCAAGUCAGAGUACAGACAAGCUAGAUUUUCAAGUUGUAAACUGAGCCAUGUUUUUAAGCUUUUUCCACAGAGUAACAGAUAACUUUUCAGUCAAGCAUCAAGAUGGGCCUUAAGCUGUGGUCAAGUUUCUGUGAGCAGAAUGUAGAAGAGAUGAAGAAGAGAGCAGAGAUGUGGUGGACAAAGUGGGUUUUGGACCUGAAAGAGAUCGUCAGUGCGAGACCGGACUCUCGCCUGUUGGUGUUGGAUGUAAGGAGGAUAAAACAGAUGGAGAAAGGAAGUAGGGGAGGGUUGAAGAGAGGUUUUGCACGUUUUAAGAAAAAGUUUUUGAAAAGAAGAAGCUUUGGUGCCGUGAAAGUUAUGGAUUAAAAAAAAACAAUAAAAAUCUGUGUAAGAUUUGAAACUCA
Oryzias latipes (Japanese medaka) is the source of this 2904-nucleotide messenger RNA. RefSeq names its product neuroepithelial cell transforming 1 (gene net1). Lineage: Eukaryota; Metazoa; Chordata; Actinopteri; Beloniformes; Adrianichthyidae. Gene Ontology annotation, molecular function: guanyl-nucleotide exchange factor activity. Gene Ontology annotation, biological process: positive regulation of Rho protein signal transduction; intracellular signal transduction. The record is from RefSeq and is a predicted model, not a curated record.